Messenger RNA from Oryza brachyantha (malo sina), 1631 nucleotides. Its product is annotated as WAT1-related protein At5g07050-like. The record is from RefSeq and is a predicted model, not a curated record. The transcript is spliced from 5 exons. NCBI's taxonomy places the organism in Eukaryota, Viridiplantae, Streptophyta, Magnoliopsida, Poales, Poaceae. Gene Ontology annotation, cellular component: plasma membrane. Gene Ontology annotation, molecular function: transmembrane transporter activity. The coding region runs from base 94 to 1317 and encodes 407 amino acids.
AUCUUGUCCUCCCUCGAUCUCCUGAGUGAAAUUCUGAAUCGAAAUCAACAGCUACAAUCUCAGAAAGGCAAGAACAGUAUAGUGACAGCAGCCAUGGCUUCCUGCUGCAGCGGCUUCAUGGACAGGGCCAAGCCCUACUUCGCCAUGAUCUGCCUGCAGUUCGGCUACGCCGGCAUGAACGUCAUCACCAAGGUCUCCCUCAACCAUGGCAUGAGCCACUACGUCCUCGUCGUGUACCGCCACGCCUUCGCCACCAUCUCCAUUGCUCCCUUCGCGCUCAUCCUCGAGAGGAAGGUGAGGCCCAAGAUGACGUGGUCAAUCUUCUUCCAAAUCUUCGUCUUGGCGCUGCUCGGACCGGUGAUAGACCAGAACUUCUACUACGCCGGGCUCAAGUUCACCGGCCCGACCUUCGCCUGCGCCAUGAGCAACAUCCUGCCGGCCAUGACCUUCGUCAUGGCGGUCAUCUUCAGGAUGGAGAAGCUGGACCUGAAGAAGGUGAGGUGCCAGGCCAAGAUCGCCGGAACGCUGGUGACGGUGGCCGGGGCGAUGCUGAUGACGCUGUACAAGGGCCCGCUCAUGGAGAUGGCGUGGAGCAGGCACGCCGCCGGCGCCGUCCACGGCGGCGCCGCGGAGGCUCCAGCCGCCGCCGCCGCCGACCUCUCCGGCAGGGACUGGUUCCUCGGCUCGAUGUUCGUCAUCGUCGCCACCCUCGCCUGGGCCUCCCUCUUCAUCCUCCAGACCCACACCAUCAAGCAGUACUCGGCGCAGCUCUCGCUCACCACCCUCAUCUGCUUCGUCGGCACGCUCCAGGCCGUCGUCGUCACCUUCGUCAUGGAGCGCCGCCCCUCCGUCUGGACCAUCGGCUUCGACAUGAACCUCCUCGCCGCCGCCUACGCCGGCAUCGUGACGUCGAGCAUCGCGUACUACGUCCAGGGCCUGGUGAUCCAGAGGACGGGGCCGGUGUUCGCGUCGGCGUUCAGCCCGCUCAUGAUGAUCAUCGUCGCCGUCAUGGGCUCCUUCAUCCUCUCCGAGCAGAUAUACCUCGGUGGCGUCGUCGGCGCCGUGCUCAUCGUCGUCGGGCUCUACUCCGUCCUCUGGGGCAAGCACAAGGAGACGCAGGAGAAGGAGGCGGACGCCAAACUAUCACUGCCAACGUCCAAAGGCGACAACGUCGGAGCCGCAACUCCUGAGACGACGACGACGACGCAGAUCGCCGACGUCGGCGCCGGAGACGAUGACGACGCGGAGCGCAAGAACCGCCACUCCAGUGGCGUGAGGUCAUCAUCCUCCAAUGGCCGUGGAGCUAGUGCGGUUUGAUGGACACCAACUCCCAAUAACUUGGCUGCGGCCGUCGUCGCGACGUCGACGUCGCCGUCGCCAUGCAGCGCCGUCUCCGCCUUAAGAUAUAUCUGAACUGUUCGUCUACUGCGCGCGCACUAGGAGGACGGUGGCACUAAGGACUCGUUUGGAAAUGGAGCUUUUUGGUAGGAAAUUUUUGAGGACUUGUUACUGUUUGAUUCCCUGAAAAAAAAAACAUAAGUAUUUGUCACCUUGUCACUUGUUCAGAAUGGUGACAUCUCUGCUUUUUGUAUCAUGUUUGAUCAAAGCUGCUAUGCUAGCUUCAUCAUCUG